AAAUAUAAUGUAUUAAUAAAAGUUAUUACUCUCGUUCUUCCUUUAUUUUUAUUUAAAUCUGAUAUGUCAACAGUACAGACAAAGUUGGUAAGAACUAAACACUAGUCGAUUGAAAGACGUUCUAAAGAUCAGAUGCGAGAGUUUUUAUGGUUAUAAAAUUAGUUCGUAUUAACAGUUCGUUACAAGAUUCAAAGUAUAAUAAUAUUUAAUACAUAAUAUUAAUAUAGAAGAUAAUAUUAAAUAUCAAAGAAAAUAUUUCGUUGAUAAUAAUAUUUAAAUAAAAUCAAAUUAAGUUCUAAUAAAUACAGUGUUCUUUGCUUAAAUCAAAGAAAACGAAAUUUUCAAGAUAAUAUUAAACGCGUAUAUCGAUAUAAAGUAACAAGUCGAAAAAUAAAAAUGAGAAACAUUGAAAUAAAAACGAAAAUCAACGAUUCUGUAACGCUUGUUAAUAAACUUGAGAAAAUUACUAAAAGUAAGUGGACUGUUAUAGAACAACAUGAUACUUUCUUUAAUACAAAAACAGGUAGAUUAAAAUUGCGCCAAUUUAAAGAUAAAACUGGUGAAAUAAUUUAUUAUGAAAGACCUAAUAUUAUAGGUCCUAAACUUUGUAAUUAUCAACGAAUAAAAAUAAAAGCUGAAAUAUGUGAAAGUUUAAAAAAUAUAUUAACCAUUUGUAAUGGUAUUGUAGGAGUUGUAAAAAAAACAAGACGAUUAUUUAUCAUCGAUCAAACUAGGAUACAUAUCGAUGAUGUACAUGAAUUAGGUAGUUUUUUGGAAUUAGAAGUUGUUUUACACGAUGGUCAAGAUAUUGAUUAUGGAGAAAAAAUUGCACAAGAAAUAAUGAAACAAUUAGAUAUUGCACCAGAAAAUUUAAUUUCCGAAGCAUAUGUAGAUCUACUUAAUAAAGCUAAGAGUUUGUAAUAACAUA
Messenger RNA from Vespula pensylvanica (western yellowjacket), 928 nucleotides. RefSeq lists its product as uncharacterized. The coding region runs from base 397 to 921 and encodes 174 amino acids. The transcript has 3 exons. The record is from RefSeq and is a predicted model, not a curated record. NCBI's taxonomy places the organism in Eukaryota, Metazoa, Arthropoda, Insecta, Hymenoptera, Vespidae.